AUGUCAUUCACCGCAGCCCACAAAACCUUAUUCAGCUUUAUUCGUCGCUACCGGAUCCCUGAAAACGGUCGCGUUUACUUCCAUUUGUCCAGCGGACGACUCCGGAAGUCCUUCGAUUAUCAUGGUUUUUUAGCGAAAGAAUGGUUAAAUGGAAGUGGUCGUGUGGAUGCUACGCUACAGCAAAUGGCUCCUACCUUGAAUUCCAACGAGAACUUUGAAAUGAAUGAUUCAUUCCAGAUUUCUUUUACACAUGUCCGAAGUUCACCUCGUGGAAGUGGUGAAAAGAGAAAGAUGAAACCUGGCCAUUCGCAUCCUGAGACUUUCAAACGCAUGAAGCAAACUGUGGUCACCAUCAAGAAUAACGACAGCCUCUGUUGUGCUCGUGUGAUUGUUACUGCCAAAGUUAAAGUGGAUGGCCAUCCUAACUGGGGAAGUUUCAAAGAUGGUAGAUUCAAACUCAUACAGCCAUUGAACUUCAUGCUGAAGCUAACGUUCCGUUCGUUCCAUGUGGCUGCGAAGAACUGACCAAAUUUGCAUUGGCUCCCAGUUUGUGCGAUUUCCAACUUUUACUA
Molecule: messenger RNA, 572 nt
Organism: Pocillopora meandrina
Lineage: Eukaryota; Metazoa; Cnidaria; Anthozoa; Scleractinia; Pocilloporidae
Source: the annotation of a GenBank genome assembly